CAGAACUUUGUGGGGCAAAACGUAUUGGUUAUUUUGGUCCGGUUCAGUUUUAUGUUGCUUUGAAACUAAUUGCUGCAGCGCAGUCUGGCCUUCCAGUACGGAUAGAGAGCAUUAAGAGUGAAUUGCCUCUUCCUCGGUUUAUGGCACUCAAAAAUGACAUUGAAAUGAGAUAUGGAAAUGCAGCAGAAAUACAUGGAGUUAAAUUUCAGAUUCCACAUCCAACCUUGGAAAAAAAUUCCUUCAGAAGAUCAGAUGAAGGGGAUAAAAAGCAGGAAACCAAGUCUCCUCCCAUGUCACCGAUGUGUUCACCUCCUGCUUCUCCAUCUAAUUACCAGAGAAUACCCUUGAGUUAUGGCUAUGGCAAGUCAAGGAGUAGGCUUGAACAGCCACAUGGAGUUUCUUAUGAAGCUAGACAUUCUACACACCAACAAGAUGGACCAUCAACGGGAAAUUAUGGAUCCAAAUCUGCACUUGUACAUUCCUCUCUUAGUCGGUUUCUUUCAGUAGAAACUGAGCCACAAGAGAGCAGUAAUUACCCGGAUGACCCCUGGAGGAUAACUGAGGAACAGCGAGAAUAUUACAUCAACCAGUUCAAAUCCCUACAGCCUGAUCUGAACUCUCUCAUUUCAGGUUCUGUGGCUAAGAAUUUCUUCACAAAAUCCAAGCUUCCCAUCCCAGAACUUUCUCACAUAUGGGAGCUGAGCGAUGUGGACUGUGAUGGAGCGCUGACGCUGCCAGAAUUCUGUGCUGCAUUUCACCUCAUUGUUGCUAGGAAGAAUGGUUAUCCAUUGCCAGAUACGCUGCCGGAGACCUUACUGCCUGAUUACCUUCAACCAGCUUCCCUUAAGCCUAAACGUGACUGCGCGUUAUUGGAUUCUUAUUCUGAGUCAUUGCCAGUCAGUCAACAGACAAGGGACUUUAAUCGAACGGAGCUUGAAACUGUCUGUGAAGAUCCAGCCAACUCAGAGCCGUUGAUUCUCUUUGAUGUGGCGACCUCCAUUGUUGAGCCAACAUCGGUUGAGGAGAUGCCUGAUAAAUCUGCCCUGACACAAGAUGCAAAUAAUGAUGACAAUCAAGCUCUGAACAUAAGCACUACUGCCAAAACAAUACCAAAGGAUUUUAAACCAUCUCAACACUUGUCUGGCAAAACAGUUGUUCAGGAAUCGAACAUACUCAAGGCAAGACCAAGAUCCAGGUCCUAUUCCAGCACAUCUAUUGAAGAUGCACUGAAAAAGGGGGAAGAGCCCCCUAUGCCCCCACCAAGGCCACAGAAAUCACAUUCCAGAGCCUCCUCCUUGGACCUAAAUAAAAUCUUCCAGCAAAACACACAAGCUGUGAAGUCAGGUUGGUUACCACCACCACCUGCCCUGCCCCCUAGGCCUUUUGUAUCACAGCAGGGUCCUCACCAUGUCACAAAUACAGAGCCUGUUGCCCAGGCCAAAUCCAGCUAUAUAGAGUUCAGACUAAAGGAACAGACAGAACAAAUAUCUGAGAUUGAAUUACAUCUUCAGAUGAAUAGAGCUCCAUCACAGACAGAAGAAAGCAGCCCAAUGAGAAAGGAGAUUCUGCUUACUCAGCCACCAUCUAAACCAAUCCGGAGGAAAUUCCGCUCCGAAAAUCAGAUGUUGGAAAACCAGGAGCUUACUCCCGCUAGCAGUGUGACCUCUUCCUUGCCUGCAGUCAAACCCCAUCUUCCAGCCCAAAACAGACAGUCUUCCAAGCAGAAGAGGGCUAUUCAGACGGCUAUUCGUAAAAACAAAGAAGCCAAUGUGGUGCUUGCCAGGUUGAACAGCGAACUCCAGCAGCAACUGAAGGAAGUUCACAAAGAACGAAUUGCAUUGGAGACUCAGUUGGAACAGCUUCGUCCUGUAACUGUCUUGUGACCUUCAGUACACUAUUUAAUGGCAAUAAAUGGACAUUUGUGCCAAGAAUUUUUGACUCUAUUAGCACAACAAUGUAAAGUCUAUGUAAAGUUUUCACUGAGGCAAAGUGGAAUAUGAGUUGGGUUUGUUGGUUUUUUUUGCACACCACCUUGCACAUUUUCCCUUUCAGAUGAAAAGGGUAGAUGAGAUAAAUGUCAAACCGUAGGAUAUGUCUAAGAAAUGAAAGUUGUUUCCGACUUGUCCUUCAGGAUUUUACAAAAUGCAGUUAACCACCAAAAUCAGUCAUCUAACUCUGAAAUUAUUAGUGGUUUAUUUAAAGAAUUCCUGAUUUAUGUACUUUGUUGAAAACCUAUUAUUAAAAGUUUCAUCCAUUCUUCUUUAUAUUUAAAGUUCCUAUUCUAAGGUGGUUUCUUGGACGUUUCUGAUUUCACAUAGGUUUAUACCAGGAAGUAGUGUCUAUGGUUUUAAAACACAAAAGAGAAUAAAAAUAAUUGUACAGAUAGUCUAUAUUCACAAUCAGCUGUCACUUAAUUGUCUUUUUUGUGCCAUUUAUGAUUAUUGGUCAUUUACGUCUUAUAAAUAUUGCAGGAUUUGUAUUUUAUAAGUUAAAAAUCAUGUGAAAAUGCAGUUUUGAGAACUAAAAAGUGUUGAAACCUGCUGAUUUUAGAAACUUUUUUUUAAGCUAUACCCCACAGGGAAAGUUAGAAAUGGACAUGUUUCUCUGUAUGUAAUUAAUGUGUGCUUGUUAAAAUAACAGCAUUGUAAUUUUGCGACUGGAAGUUAAAAUGAAGCAUACUGUAUAUUGUG
Messenger RNA from Chelonoidis abingdonii (Abingdon island giant tortoise), 2690 nucleotides. The record is from RefSeq and is a predicted model, not a curated record. Lineage: Eukaryota; Metazoa; Chordata; Testudines; Testudinidae.